AUGGAGACACUGCAAAACAGCAUCUGCAUAUGCCCAGGACCAAUGACUACCUGCCCUCCGACAGUCAAAUACAAUUGUACUUCAUUUCACUAUGUCGGCCUUGAUUAUUUCGCCCAUGGAUAUGACAUAGUCCACAUCCCCUUGAGUCUAGUUAUUUGUGUUUGUGGAGUUUUCGCGAAUUCAGCUAACGUUGUAGUCCUUAAUCAACCACCGAUGCGGUCGUCGACAAAUCUAUUAAUGGCAGCUCUCUCGGUGGGAGAGGGCACCGUUAUGGCCAUCUACAUUUUCUAUGUCUCUAUGUUCCGCAUAGGCAAAAAAAUCGAGGUAGGGAUGACAAAGUCUUACGCAUACACCCUAUUUGGUUUAGUCUACGUACAAAACCUAUUCCAUGCAUUCUCCUCCUGGAUGAUAGUUUUUGUGGCUGCCUUUCGGCUUGUUUUCAUGAGCUCUGGGGUGACUGCCUUGCAAACUUGCAGUUAUACCAGAGCGAAAAUCAUAAUUUUAACAGACGUGUUCCUCUCUCUUAUUUUGGCAGCCCCUUUCUUAUUUGCUCACCAUGUUGUGAAAGACUGCGGGAAACCAGCCAUUGGAUACGAGGCAUUUAAACUGGACUUUGUAGCAAACCACGCACUAACCACACUGCUUCUUGUAAGCACAGGAGUUUUUAUGAAGGUUCUGCCCAUACUUCUCAGUACAAUUUUCUCCACCCUUUUGAUUCGCAAACUGCUACACUCACAGAAGAGACGAGAUCGUCUUCAAAGUGAAAUGAGUGAAACGGAACAGCGAUUUUUAUCUAGCCAACAGGAGCAGUCUCUGAGCAUUUCGCCUGCAAGACAUCAUGACCACGAUUCAAACAGCCGAAACAUUCACCAGACAACCAACAUUUUGUUUGGACUCUCGGUGCUUUAUAUUAUAACAUAUUUACCGCAGGACAAACAAGUUCAGAAGAUGUCCACAAACUGGGCCUGUGGCAUGUCAUCUGGAAGCCACGUUCCUCAUAUACCUUCUCAACCAAAAGCGCUUGUGUCAUCAUUCCUGCUUUAUUUUUUUCUAUUUAAACAGGCUGUGAUGCUGCUUUUACUCAACAUUUACGACAGAUGCUUCGAAGUGAUGGUGUACGAGAAGCUGGGUGAUUUUAUGGAUCUACUAACACUCCUCUGCAACGGUGGCAAUUUUAUUCUUUACUACGCUAUGUCUAGCAAAUUUCGCGAAACUUUCCUCCUGUUACUACGGUCGAUGUUUUUGCCAAAAAGGAAUUGA
Mesocestoides corti is the source of this 1260-nucleotide messenger RNA. The record is from the annotation of a GenBank genome assembly. Lineage: Eukaryota; Metazoa; Platyhelminthes; Cestoda; Cyclophyllidea; Mesocestoididae.